AUGGUUUGGUCGAACGGGAGCGCGAGCUGCGGAUCCCUGAUGAACGUGUCGGACCCCGGCGCUGCGCGCGGCUCCCCUGCCAGCCUGAGCCCGCGCGGACACUCCGUGGUGGCCGCCUGCCUGGGGCUCAUCUCCAGCUUCGGCAUGCUGAGCAACCUGCUCGCGCUGGUGCUGUUCGGGCGGCACCGCGCGCUCCGCUCUCCCAUCAACCUGCUGCUCGUGAACAUCUGCCUCAGCGACCUGCUCGUGUGCGCGCUCGCUACGCCGCUCAGCCUCGCCGCCAGCGCGCGCGGACGCUGGCUCGCCGGACGCACCGCGUGCGUGUGGUACGGAUUCGCCAACUCGCUCUUCGGCAUUGUGUCGCUCAUCUCACUGGCCGUCCUUUCCUAUGAGCGUUACUGUACCAUGAUGUGCCCGGCCGAGCCUGACGUCACAAACUACAGGAAGGUCAUCUUGGGAGUCCUGCUGUCCUGGGUCUACUCCCUCGUCUGGACUCUGCCGCCGUUUUUCGGUUGGAGUCGCUACGGACCCGAGGGACCCGGAACCACCUGCUCGGUUGACUGGACAACCAAGACGACCAACAACAUCUCGUACAUCAUCUGCCUCUUCAUCUUCUGCCUCAUCCUCCCAUUCCUCAUCAUUGUCUACUCUUAUGGGAAGCUGCUACACGCGGUAAAACAGGUGAGCGGCUUGAAGUCGUCCACCGUCCGAAAGCGGGAGCACCACGUCCUCCUCAUGGUCAUCACUAUGGUGGUGUGUUACCUGCUCUGCUGGCUGCCGUAUGGCAUCAUGGCGCUGCUGGCUACGUUCGGGGCGCCGGGUCUGGUGACGGCCGAGGCUAGCAUCGUGCCCUCGCUCCUGGCCAAGACCAGCACCGUCAUCAACCCCGUCAUCUACAUCUUCAUGAACAAGCAGUUCAACAGAUGUUUCCGUGCAUUUCUCAAAUGCGAAACACGCCAGCAAGGCUCCGGUCUGAAGAGCUGCUCGAAAGCGAACAAGCUCAUGAGACGCACCGACAACAACCUGACGUUCGUGGCUGCGUCAGUGGAUCAGAGAUCGGCAGCGCCCAGUACAUCAAAGAGCAACAAGGAGGCUGGAUAGAGAGACUCGGCCCAACCGCUGGCGCCGUCCCUGCUGGCUCGUUACAGCGGCUGAGGGUACGACACGAGACGAUGUGGCACGAGGCGAUGAUG
This is a messenger RNA of Clarias gariepinus (North African catfish), 1193 nucleotides long. It is a transcript of the gene tmtopsa, whose product is annotated as teleost multiple tissue opsin a. Gene Ontology annotation, biological process: G protein-coupled receptor signaling pathway. The record is from RefSeq and is a predicted model, not a curated record. The coding region runs from base 1 to 1101 and encodes 366 amino acids. Gene Ontology annotation, molecular function: G protein-coupled receptor activity. Gene Ontology annotation, cellular component: membrane; photoreceptor outer segment. The transcript has 4 exons. Lineage: Eukaryota; Metazoa; Chordata; Actinopteri; Siluriformes; Clariidae.